Pelecanus crispus (Dalmatian pelican) is the source of this 678-nucleotide messenger RNA. It is a transcript of the gene SMCO3, whose product is annotated as single-pass membrane protein with coiled-coil domains 3. NCBI's taxonomy places the organism in Eukaryota, Metazoa, Chordata, Aves, Pelecaniformes, Pelecanidae. The record is from RefSeq and is a predicted model, not a curated record.
AUGGCGCUGAGUGACCUCCUUUACCCAGAUAACCCCAAGAGAAGGCAAGAAUUGAUCCAUCUGCACCAAGAAUUGCUCAACUGCAUGUCCAUGAAUUUCCAUGCAACAAAUGAGCUGGCUGGAGUGCUGAAUGAACACCUGGGAUGUACCAUUACCCGCAUUCAGAUGAGAGCGAGCAGCACUGUCAAGGAAAACUGUGACAUUAUGAUUCAAGCGAUGAGUGAGAUUCAGCGUCAGGUACAGAAGAUUGAUAGUGACAUGAAGGAAAAGCUAGAGCCUGCACUGUACCAGAAGCUGUAUGAUAUCAAAGAGCCCGAGUUGGAGAAAAUUGCAAUAGCCCAUAAAGUUUUUUCCGUUGUUCUUGGAGAAGCGACUUCAAUGGCUGGGAUGGUAGCUAUCAAAAUUCUUGGCUCCAAUCUUAUAACUCUCACUGUGAGCAAACUCGUCAGUCUCCUUGCACAGAUAGCUGCAUCUGUUCUCGGGGGUAUCAGCAUCACCAUUCUUGGGCUUGGCAUUGAAAUGAUCCUCCAUGCCAUCCUGGGAGCCAUGGAGAGGAAUCAGCUUCUGGCAGCUGUGAGAAGCUAUGAGAAGCACCUGGCUGAGUUUAAAGCAGCCUCAGAGAAGUACCAGCAUGCCAUACAUGAAGUGACUUCUUUGGUGAGACAGCAGGUUCAGUGA